UCCAGUGAAGACGCCAUUAUGUAAGAAGACAGCAAACCAAACAGUUGUUUAAAUGUCUAUAUAUAUUAUUUAAAAUAUUAAAGAAAAUGUUGUAAAAGUUAAAAGUGUUUGUUUUAAACUUGCUUAAGAAGAAGGUAAAAGUAUUUAGUUGUAGAAGUUUCAGUUUACGGGAGUACUUGCAUCAUUUUCAACAUUCCUCCGUAAAAAGAGAAUCAAAAUGAGUCAACCGGCAAAAGAUCCUGCACCCGGUGAAGGAAUUCGUUCUCUAAAAAGUACUCCUAUAUUUCGCGCUAUAAACUUCGAACUCUACGCUAAACCGAAUAUAGUGAUAAUGGCCCUUGGCGCUGUUGCAAUAACAGGAUGCGCUGGUUAUAUAAUUUACAUGCGCUCAAAAUACAAAGCAAUGGGAUUUUAUACUGCCGUGGAUUCUGAUGGUAGUGAAAGGUUUAAGAAGAAAGUUUCAAAAUGGACAGAAUGACGUAUUUAGCAAGCGUUUUUUUUGCCACGCCAAAUACACAAUGUAAAUAUUUAAAUAUUCUACGAAAUGUAAAUAUAAUUUUUAGUCUUUAAAUAAUCAUUACGUAGAUAUAAAAUUUA
Leptopilina boulardi is the source of this 597-nucleotide messenger RNA. Its product is annotated as small integral membrane protein 8. The coding region runs from base 218 to 478 and encodes 86 amino acids. The transcript has 3 exons. Lineage: Eukaryota; Metazoa; Arthropoda; Insecta; Hymenoptera; Figitidae. The record is from RefSeq and is a predicted model, not a curated record.